Molecule: messenger RNA, 1089 nt
Organism: Paramecium sonneborni
Lineage: Eukaryota; Ciliophora; Oligohymenophorea; Peniculida; Parameciidae
Source: the annotation of a GenBank genome assembly
AAAAAACGGGUAUGAAAAGAAUUGCCUUUGGAUUGUUAUGUAUAAUAUUAGUGACAGCUAGCAGCAAUGUGAUGCUAUAGACAGCUGAUCACAGUGCAUUCAGUGAAGUGUUCGAAAAUUAUGUAAUGAGUGUAGAUUUAAUAGGGAACAGUCAAAACAAAGUGAAUUUGGUGGUAAAUUAUUUGGAGAGCUAUUGAUAAUGGUUUAGAAGGGUGAAACACUUUAGAGUUUAAAUGAUCAUGUUGAAGAAUUGAUAAAGCAUUUAUCAGAUGAUGAAUCAGAGGAUGAGAAAUACUUUAAUGAUAAAUAGUCAGAAAUGGAAGCUGGAAUGCAAGGUUUAGUAACUGAGGUGGAAGAGUUACGAGUAUCAGUUGAAUAGACAGCAAGUAGGAUUUAAGUAUUGAAUAACUAAUAAUCAAUAAUUGAUGGUUUAUUUGCAAAUGAUUAAACAGCAUAUUAAAAGAGAGUUGGUGAUUAGAAUUCAAUUUUGGAUGUGAUAGGAUAAUUAUUACUUCGUGUAAGUUAAUUACUUUAAGGUGGUGGACAUAGUUUGAUAGAGAAAGAUAACUUAUUGGAAGAAAUAAAGGCUUUAGGAAGAGGAAAGCAUAUUGAAGUGUUGGCUUAAGUAAUAGUUAAUAGUUUAGAUAUAGAUUACAGCUCAUUUACAAUUAGAAUAAGUAGAACAUAUUCAGGAAUUGCUUAAUAGAUUAAGGGAUGCUGUUCUCAACAGUUUGGCUAUUGAUGAAGAAAAAGAAUAAGAGAAUAUUAGAUUAUACAAUAAGUUAAGUGCAGAAAUUAGAAGGUAAUUGAAUUAAAUAUAUAUAUUAUUAGUUCAUUAGCUGAGACAACCAGAUAACAUUAAGAAUUAGAUGCUCAUUUCCAAUAGAAGGAAUAAGAAUUAAAUUUAAAGAAAUUAGAUGUUCGUGAAGUCGGAGAGAAAUUAUAAGACAGAAACGAUUAGAGGUGAAUUACUACAUAAAUAUGAAUAGAUAAUUUAUAUUGGAUAGAGUCGAAGAAGCAUAAGAAUUACUUAAUGAUAAUUUGGAUAGAAUAGCUAGAUGGUCGAUUGAAAGCGAAUGAACAUCAUUU